Gadus morhua (Atlantic cod) is the source of this 1110-nucleotide messenger RNA. RefSeq names its product growth hormone secretagogue receptor type 1-like. The coding region runs from base 1 to 1110 and encodes 369 amino acids. Gene Ontology annotation, biological process: hormone-mediated signaling pathway; G protein-coupled receptor signaling pathway. The transcript is spliced from 6 exons. Gene Ontology annotation, cellular component: plasma membrane. Gene Ontology annotation, molecular function: growth hormone secretagogue receptor activity. The record is from RefSeq and is a predicted model, not a curated record. NCBI's taxonomy places the organism in Eukaryota, Metazoa, Chordata, Actinopteri, Gadiformes, Gadidae.
AUGGAUCUGAUGCAAUCUGACAAUGGCAGUGGAUGUGAAGAGGAGGACUGGAGACUAUCUUCUUCAGACUUCUUGGAUAAUUUCUCUAACCAAUCAGAAUCUCAGGGGGAGGAGUCAAUGUUUGGACUGUCUGAGUUAGUGUGUGUGACUGCGGUGUGCAUUCUGUUGAUGCUGCUUGGCAUUCUGGGUAAUAUGUUAACUAUCUUGGUGGUUUGGCUCCGCCCCCACAUGAGAAGCUCCACCUACUUGUACCUGAGUAGUAUGGCAGUGAGUGAUCUGCUGAUUCUACUACUGCUCCCCCUGGAUCUGUAUAAGCUCUGGAGGCCCCGGCCCUGGCCCCUGGGGGACGCGGCCUGCAAGCUGACCAUGUUCCUCUCCGAGUGCUGCACCUUCUCCACCAUCCUGCACAUCACCUUCCUCUCUCUGGAGCGCUACAUGGCCGUCUGCUGGCCCAUCCUCACCAAGACCUUUGUGACGCGCCAGCGUACCAAGGCCCUGAUUGGCUGCCUGUGGCUGGGGGCGGCGCUCAGUGCCACGCCCGUGCUGCUCAUGGUCGGUGUGGAGGAUCGAGGCGGGGGAACAGAGACCCCGCCGGACAACGCAGAGUGCCGCUGCACGGACUACGCAGCCACCUCUGGCCUGAUGUCAGCCAUGAUGAUCCUGUCUAACCUGUACUUCCUGGUGUCGCUUGGCAUCCUGGCCGUUGUCUACAGCCUGAUUGGACGUACACUGAUGCUCCGCCCCCCAAGCAGCCGAAGAGAUAAAAGCCAUCGGUACACUGUCAAGAUGCUCGGGGUCAUCGUCUUGGUGUUUGUCCUGUGCUGGCUGCCGUUCCACAUCGGCCGGACUAUCCUGUCCUUCUCCCUGGGCUCUACGAUGGACCCCUACCUGCUCUACCACCUGACUCAGUACUUCAACCUGGUCUCCUUCAUGCUGUUCUACCUGAGCGCCGCUGUCAACCCGCUGCUGUACAACCUGAUGUCGGGCCGGUACCGCCAGGCCGUGCGCAGCCUGACGCGCGGCCUGGUGCACCCCCGCAGCGGCUUGGGGAGCGCCGAGGGGAGCGGCGUGCGCACCCUGCCCCCGCCCCCCUCCACCACCACCAUGUGA